Messenger RNA from Acaulospora morrowiae, 801 nucleotides. The record is from the annotation of a GenBank genome assembly. NCBI's taxonomy places the organism in Eukaryota, Fungi, Glomeromycota, Glomeromycetes, Diversisporales, Acaulosporaceae.
AUGUCCAAUAAGAUCGGUUGCGUAAACUCAAUCUCUGUCUACGCUUUAAUGGAUACGAAGGUAUACAUUUCGUACAAUCAAGUACACCAGCUCAUUAAAGACGCAGUUGAACAUUACCGUAUCAAUGAAGAUUAUAAGCCAGAUCUUAUGAUUGCUAUUGGCGGCGGAGGGUUUGUUCCGGCUAGAAUUCUGCCGAUUAAUAGAUGCAUUAAGACAUUUAUAGUAAUGAUGAAUAAUAAUCACUCACUCUCUUUUGUCCAAACACCCGAACAACUUUCGUGGCAGCGCUCGUUCCUUAAACGCCCAAACAAUAAGAACAUUCCAAUUCAGGCAAUAGGACUUUCCCUUUAUGAAGAUCUUGGUGUUUUUGAUGCAGAACAGGCAGAUGCGGCUGCUACCAUUGGUACUCAAGUGGUGAAAACUCAAUGGUUACAUUUUGGCCAUGUAACUUGCCCUUUGCUCGGAAAAAAUAUUCUUAUUGUUGACGAGGUUGAUGACACCAGAACCACACUCGCAUAUGCUAUUCAGGAACUUAGCAGAGACAUAAAUGAGGAAAAACUUAAGUAUAUUCAAAGUCAUCCAGGAUCCGAUGUUCCUGAGACGAAAUUAGCAGUAUUUGUCCUUCAUAAUAAAAAGAAACAAAAGAGGAUGGAAUUACCUGAUCAAAGUAUCAUUCCAGAUGGUAGAUAUUUCGCGGCUAAAGAAGUGCCAGAUAAAUGGUUGGUUUACCCAUGGGAGGCGAUUGACAUUAGUGAGCAUACACAAAAGAGCUUGGAACAAGAGGAAGAGAAUGCAAUCUAA